Messenger RNA from Halichondria panicea, 955 nucleotides. RefSeq names its product ras-related C3 botulinum toxin substrate 1. The coding region runs from base 127 to 708 and encodes 193 amino acids. The transcript has 7 exons. NCBI's taxonomy places the organism in Eukaryota, Metazoa, Porifera, Demospongiae, Suberitida, Halichondriidae. Gene Ontology annotation, biological process: small GTPase-mediated signal transduction; regulation of actin cytoskeleton organization; regulation of cell shape. Gene Ontology annotation, molecular function: protein kinase binding; GTP binding; GTPase activity. Gene Ontology annotation, cellular component: cytoskeleton; cytoplasmic vesicle; cell projection. The record is from RefSeq and is a predicted model, not a curated record.
UGGUGGAUAUAAGACUUGCAGUGCCCAGCAAGAAGUAGGAGUUGACAAUUUAACCGCUUACUGAACACCUCAGAGAUACUUUACUAGUUCGAACUGUGAUCUUUUUAGUCAAUAAAAUCACUCAAGAUGCAGGCCAUCAAGUGUGUCGUAGUCGGAGACGGAGCUGUUGGUAAAACAUGUCUUCUGAUCAGUUAUACCACCAAUGCUUUCCCUGGAGAAUACAUUCCAACAGUGUUUGACAACUAUUCUGCCAAUGUGAUGGUAGAUGGAAAGCCUAUUAACCUUGGUCUAUGGGAUACAGCAGGUCAAGAAGAUUACGACAGGCUUCGACCUCUCUCCUACCCACAGACAGAUGUGUUCCUGAUAUGCUUCUCUCUCGUUAGUCCUGCCUCUUUUGAGAAUGUCAGAGCAAAAUGGUCCCCUGAAGUGAGCCAUCACUGCCCGAACACCCCCAUCAUCCUAGUCGGAACCAAACUUGAUCUCAGAGACGACAAGGAGACUGUCGAGAAACUCAAGGAGAAACGUCUUAACCCCAUCACCUACACUCAGGGCCUACAAAUGUUGAAAGAGAUCUCUGCUGUCAAGUAUCUGGAAUGUUCUGCACUGACACAGAAAGGCCUCAAGACUGUAUUCGAUGAGGCAAUUCGUGCUGUACUCACACCCACCAAGGCCCCUAGGAAGAAGAGAUCAGCGUGCAACGUCUUGUAAACUAAAAACACAUAAUUGUUUCUUGUAAUAUAGUAAUCGUAAUUUAUUAUUUACGGACAUACCCACUCACAGAUGCACAUAAAAUAAUUAUAGCUUUUAUUAAUUAUGAUGUUCAGAUGUGACUGUGCAUGCAUGAUGUAGAUAGUCAGACAUAGUAACUGUUAUGUUGAAUUUUAUGCUCUGAAGAUUUCCGUGUCGAUAUACAUUUUGUAUUUGUAUAUAUUCUAAUGAUUUUGUGUAUGACUUG